Laccaria bicolor S238N-H82 is the source of this 654-nucleotide messenger RNA. RefSeq lists its product as uncharacterized. Lineage: Eukaryota; Fungi; Basidiomycota; Agaricomycetes; Agaricales; Hydnangiaceae. The transcript has 5 exons. The record is from RefSeq and is a predicted model, not a curated record. Bases 1 to 654 code for a protein of 217 amino acids.
AUGAAGUCGUCUGCACCACAUUUCCAGAUACUGCUGAGUGCACUUUUAUGCGCUCCCAUAGUACAAGCGGCGAUACUUCCUCGUCAAGGAAAGACGACCAUGCCUGAUAACACCGUCGUCGUCGCCGGGACCGAUAACUUCUGCCUCGUCGUUCCCAAGGACGCACACACCAACGUCGGGGACAGCGAAUACCCAGGCGGCGAAACGGUUUAUUGUUCCGCCAAAGCCAAAACCUCACCGCUUCAAGGAGACCUCGCCUCCAAUUUCUGGUCUAACGUCGAGUUCGUGAGCAAGACGGGGGUUAACGGGCAGGUUUUCGUUCAGCUGACGGGAUGCAUCAACGCAGGUACGCUAGAUAGAAUUAACCCCGACGACGCAGGUGGGCAAUACGAUUCUAGCGGCGGUGAUGGCGGAUUGGGAAAUCCACGGGAUAGCGUAUGCACUGGGUGCAUCACCUUCCUUCUCCUUCGUCUAUUUCCACUAUUUGGGGAGCUAACGUGUUUGGGCAGAUAUAAUCAUUACGUGGAGCUCCUCGAACCUCGCGGGCCACGCGCUUGCAUUAGAUGUUGUAUCGAUCCAGGAGAUUGUCCUGUCACUAUGGACACUUCGGGGUGCCCUGCUGUUAUUCCCGGAAAUUACUUCAAUUGUGGCUAA